Messenger RNA from Ectocarpus siliculosus, 802 nucleotides. The record is from the annotation of a GenBank genome assembly. Lineage: Eukaryota; Phaeophyceae; Ectocarpales; Ectocarpaceae.
CACUGCUAGAGUAUGGCCGACGGGAACAACGAUGCCAUCUUGCUAUGAGAGAGUGCUGGGCACGACACGACAAGAUGCCUUACUUCGGGAUGUAGAACUCAUCGACAAUCCACAUGAGGCGAAGACGUUCUGGCUGCCUGCCGAUGCUUGUCCGGCAACCUCCUUGGAGAAGAUCGCGAAGGCCAUCUUCGACUUUCACGUCGCCAAUAAACAACACAUCGGCCAGCAAGAUUCAGCCCCCACGGGUCCCGUUGGCUCCACGCCAUCUGCAGUAGCACAUGGCGAAAACAUCCCAUGCCGAGAUAAGCCUGGCGUCGUCCGUCGUGACACAAGCUCCCGUACCGGCUGUGUUGAGUCCGGGGCGGAGUGGUGGGUUCAGCAAAGAGAAGAAGGCCGUCAUGCAAGCCUGGGGAUGCCAUUCCAUUGGGAUAAAGACGAGCAGAUGCUGGAGCAAGAGGGGCUGGUCGUGUGCCCGGCGGUGUCGACGGUGACGUACUUGACGGGGUACGGUGCGCCGACAGUUGUGCUUGAGGCCCGGGCAACAGGCAGCCGGACGGUAGAAGAGGGAGAUAUCAACCAAACAUUUGUGAGCUACCCGGCGCUCUUCAAACACCUCGCUUUCGACGGUGGCUUUUUGCACGGGGUGCCAGAGCAGCUCAUGCGAACUGGAGAUCGACGCAUCAGCGGUAAAGUAGGGAGGGACGGUGAGCGACGAGAGGCUCAGGGCGGCAACGACAACCAUGGCAUCCGCUCCCGGAUAUCCCUUCUUUCUUUGAACGGCACAGUAAGUAUUCUGCGGUAG